UUCCUCUUCCACACCUGCACGAAGGACUGGAAAAGCUGAAUCAGCCACCAAUCCAGUCUGAUCUCCAAGAUAUCGGAUCAUUAAAGAAAAUCAAGUUUAGAAUAGAAAAUGUGACGAUAAGCAUGAGGGUAGCAUUGGGUUCUUUGCAGCGUGGAUUAAGAUUAGAUCUUUAUGCACUGGCAGGGUUAAAUGAGCUGUUUUGACAAGAUGUACUUUGAAGGUUCCAGUAAUGUCACGCUGUUGUUUAAUUUCUGGGAUGUGCGUGGACCUGCAGGAAUGGUGCUGUCAGUGUUUGUAGUUCUGCUACUCACAGUGAUGUACGAGCUUCUGAAAGUGUGGAAAAUCACCAUCGGGAAACAGAAGCAAUCCCCCAACACAAGUCCCUCCACUGCAAUGUCAUUCUCUCAAAAUAAGCAGUCCUGCUUUGCCACUGUCAUCAGGUGUCAGGAGGGAAGCGGUUCUCUGGCCAACAGCCCUUCUGAGGUCUCAUUAACUCCCACUGAGAACACAGGCAACACUGCUGACUCCAGUACAGCUGCUAAGAGGAGGAGGUGGAUCCUGCACUGUCUCCAGACCGCAAUCCACAUCGUCCAGGUCACCCUGGGCUACAUGCUGAUGCUCUGCGUCAUGUCCUACAACAUCUGGAUCUUCCUGGGUGUAGUCACGGGAUCCGUCUUGGGAUACUUUGUGGCUUUUCCUCUCCUGAAUCACACUUGAGAAGAAAAGAAUUAAAACAGCCAGAAAAUGUUGAUCUCCAAACACUGAGGGCUCAAGAGCAACAAGAAAGGUUUUAGAUUUUUGCCAUGCCAGGUUUGUGAGCCCACGAUAUUGAGACAUGACAUCUAAACGUUGUGUUUUUAAAGAUGAUGCACUUAUUACUUGAACCAGUUGUAAAAUUGGUUUAAAAGACUCAUUGCGAAACCUCAUUGCGAACACAUUAUCUUACAUUAAGAUUGGUGUUGAAUGUGAUUUUAAAUUUGAACAUCACAUUGAACACGUGAAAACUGUUUUAGACUUUCUACUGAUAUAAAUAAUAAGCUAAUUUUUCAGACACUCAAAUGAAUGUUUAGCUGCUGGUUGUUAUUUUGGGAAAUCGCAUAACAUCACGUUUGAUAUUAGCGUUGCAGUAAACUUCCUACAUGACUCAAAAGCAGGCGUACUUUAGUCAUGUUGGAAAUGACUGCCGAAUGGGGAACAAAAGCAUUGGUUUAGAAGAGAGAUGCAAAUCAUGUGGCCUUAGUUAAUGUUCAGCAGGAGCACAGAGACACUGAAACUGAUUGACUGAGAAGAAACUGGAGACCUGCAAUCCUCACCGCAAACAUUUAAAUGUGCUGGUCAUAAACACACACACACACACACACACACACACACACACACACACACACACACACACACACACAGACACACAGAGGUGUUUUUUCGUUGGUUUGGUCAUUACUGCAAGUGGUCAUCAUUUUAAAAUGGAUUUAUCAGAUUAAAUGAUCUUGUCCAGAC
Molecule: messenger RNA, 1494 nt
Organism: Danio aesculapii
Lineage: Eukaryota; Metazoa; Chordata; Actinopteri; Cypriniformes; Danionidae
Gene: slc31a2
Product: solute carrier family 31 member 2
Exons: 4
Coding region: 190-717 (175 amino acids)
Biological process (GO): copper ion transmembrane transport
Cellular component (GO): membrane
Molecular function (GO): copper ion transmembrane transporter activity
Source: RefSeq, a predicted model, not a curated record